Esox lucius (northern pike) is the source of this 1279-nucleotide messenger RNA. RefSeq names its product malate dehydrogenase 2, NAD (mitochondrial) (gene mdh2). NCBI's taxonomy places the organism in Eukaryota, Metazoa, Chordata, Actinopteri, Esociformes, Esocidae. The record is from RefSeq and is a predicted model, not a curated record. Gene Ontology annotation, cellular component: mitochondrion; cytoplasm. The transcript has 9 exons. Gene Ontology annotation, molecular function: L-malate dehydrogenase (NAD+) activity. Gene Ontology annotation, biological process: tricarboxylic acid cycle; malate metabolic process. Bases 117 to 1133 code for a protein of 338 amino acids.
UUAACAAGUGUUCUGUCUCGACCGUGCACUAAGGUAGAGGACGUUGGAGUCACUGUUAAGAGGAUUCGAACAUUUUGUUUUUGGUGUAAAGUUAGCCGACCCGUAACGUAUCCAACAUGUUUUCUCGCAUCGCAAGACCCACAAUUUGCAUUGCUACUCGGAGUUUAACCACCUCCUCACAGAACAAUGCCAAGGUGGCAGUCUUGGGCGCAUCUGGGGGUAUUGGCCAGCCUCUGUCACUGCUUCUGAAGAACAGUCCUCUGGUGGGUGAACUUUCUCUGUUUGACAUUGCCCACACACCUGGCGUAGCAGCAGACCUUAGUCACAUCGAGACCAGAGCCCGUGUCACUGGUUACAUGGGUCCAGACCAGUUAAAUGAUGCACUGAAAGGCUGUGAUGUUGUUGUCAUCCCAGCCGGUGUCCCAAGAAAACCUGGCAUGACCCGUGAUGAUCUGUUUAACACCAAUGCCACCAUUGUGGCCACACUGGCCGACGCCUGCGCCCGCAACUGUCCAGAAGCCAUGAUCUGCAUCAUUGCCAACCCUGUGAACUCUACUAUUCCCAUCACAUCGGAGGUCAUGAAGAAGUAUGGCGUCUACAACCCUAACAGAGUGUUUGGGGUCACUACACUGGACAUUGUCAGAGCCAAUGCCUUUGUUGCAGAGCUAAAAGGCCUUGACCCAGCACGUGUAAAUGUGCCAGUCAUUGGAGGUCAUGCAGGAAAGACUAUUAUUCCUCUCAUCUCACAGGCAACACCCAAAGUGGAGUUUCCAGCUGACCAGCUAUCUGCAUUGACUGCUAGGAUUCAGGAUGCUGGCACAGAGGUUGUGAAGGCCAAGGCUGGAGCAGGCUCAGCUACUCUGUCCAUGGCCUACGCCGGGGCUAGGUUCACAUUCUCUAUUCUGGACGCCAUGAAUGGAAAGGAGGGAGUCGUGGAGUGUGCGUACGUAAGGUCAGAAGAGACCGAGUGCAAAUACUUCUCCACACCUCUGCUCCUCGGGAAACAAGGAAUUGAGAAGAACCUCGGCCUAGGCAAGCUGUCAGCUUUUGAAGAGAAACUGGUGGCUGAGGCCAUUGGUGAGCUGAAGGGCUCCAUCAAGAAGGGCGAGGAUUUUGUUGCUAACAUGAAGUGAGCAGGGUUUGAAUGUCUCAAUCUGUGAUUAUUUAUAUUGUUCAGUCUGUAAUGGUAACGGCUCUCCAAAAUCAAAGUUUCAUCAUGUUUGUUGUUUGACUGAUCAGAAAUGUCAAUAACUCACUCCCUAAUAAAUGAUAAACCUCA